UACUGCAUCUGUGGCUGCCGUGAAGGGACAAACCAAGAGGUCAGGCGGCACUUUUUUAAUAUAAACCUUGAAGAAAAAUGCUUAAUAGGCAUUGAACUGUCAAACGGAACGAACAGUGAGGGUAUAAUAUUCAAGAGCAGCUUUCCAUCCGUCCAACCAGUGAGCGUCCACCAUGUUGUCCCGGUUGAGAGCAACCUGGUCCUUGAGACCCUGCAUCUCUGUUUGCAGAUGGGCACACACGAAAGAGAAAGGAAAGCCCCUCAUGCUCAACCCUCGCACCAACAAAGGCAUGGCCUUCUCUCUACAGGAGCGACAGAUUUUAGGGAUCCAUGGCCUCUUACCUCCUAAAGUUGAAACCCAGGACACUCAGGCCAUGCGCUUCCAGAAUAACCUUAAGAAGAUGACAGAUCCUUUAGAGAAGUAUAUCUAUUUGAUGGGCAUCCAGGAAAGAAAUGAGAGGCUUUUCUACAGAGUGUUGAUGGGAGAUAUUGAGGAAUUAAUGCCAAUAGUGUACACUCCUACUGUAGGCCUAGCCUGCACACAGUAUGGGCACAUCUUCAGAAGACCCAAGGGCUUGUUCAUCUCAAUUCGGGACAGAGGACACAUUAGGUCCAUCCUGGACAACUGGCCUGAGACUGAUGUUGCAGCAGUCGUGGUGACUGAUGGAGAGCGUAUUUUAGGAUUAGGAGACCUGGGUGUUUAUGGAAUGGGAAUCCCUGUAGGAAAGCUCUGUCUCUACACCGCCUGUGCUGGCAUCCGACCUGAGAAAUGUCUGCCUGUGGUGAUAGAUGUUGGCACAGACAACGAGACUCUCCUCAAGGACCCGCUGUACAUGGGCCUGUACCAGAAGCGGGAUCGCUCACAAGCCUAUGACGAUCUGAUUGAUGAGUUCAUGGAGGCUGUGGUGGACAAAUACGGACAGGACACACUGAUCCAGUUUGAGGACUUUGGGAACCACAAUGCCUUCCGCUUCCUCAGGAAAUACAGGGAGAAGUACUGCACCUUCAAUGAUGAUAUCCAAGGCACUGCAUCUGUUGCCCUUGCUGGUUUGUUGGCAGCUCAGAAAGCUGUUGGUAAACCCAUCACUGAACACAGAGUGCUUUUCCUGGGAGCUGGAGAGGCUGCUCUUGGUAUUGCCAGUCUUAUUGUAAUGGCGAUGAUGGAGACGGGAAUGACCCAAGCUGAGGCCAGAAAGAAGAUCUGGAUGUACGAUAAAUACGGCUUAAUCGUUAAGGGCAGAGCACAAGAAAUAGACACAAACCAGGAGGCGUUUGCCCACGACAGUCCAGGAGAUGUACAGAGCUUCCUAGAUGCUGUCAACAACAUCAGACCCACAGCUAUAAUAGGUGUUGCAGGAGCUGGACGUCUGUUCACUCAUGAGGUCAUCAAGGCCAUGGGAACCCUGAACGAGCGACCAAUCAUCUUUGCCCUGAGUAAUCCAACCACUAAAGCAGAGUGCACGGCAGAGGACGCUUACACACUCACUGAUGGUAGAUGUCUUUUUGCCAGUGGUAGUCCAUUCGGCCCAGUGACUCUGAGCGAUGGCCGCGUCUUCACUCCUGGACAAGGGAACAAUGCUUACAUCUUCCCCGGUGUGGCCUUGGCUGUGAUCCUGAGCGGAGUGAGACACAUCAGUGACACAGUCUUCUUAGAGGCUGCAAAGACCCUCUCAGAGCACCUGACUGAAAAAGAUCUGGAAGAAGGCCGACUCUAUCCUCCUCUGUCCAAUAUCAGAGAGGUUUCUGUCCAGAUGGCUGUCAAGGUGGUGGAGUAUGUCUAUGCUAAAGGCAUGGCCUUCCGUUACCCUGAGCCUCUGGACAAGAACAGCUUUGUCCGUGCAACUGUGUGGAACACCGACUAUGACUCCUUCCUGCCCGACACCUAUGACUGGCCUGGUGUCAACUUCAGCCCCAAAAACUAAAUAGAAGUGUAACAGAUCCUCACUGUGCUCCAUUUCAAGAUGCCACUCCCCCAUUGUUUUCCACCUUACUCCCUAUCACAGGUCUUUUAAGAUGAUUUCUGUUGUCCCAGUGCAAGCAUCCUCCGAGGAAGUCAAAGCUUCCUGUUUUCUUAUUGAUGCAUUAGCACUAAAUCAGUCUUAAUAGAUCUGUGAAAGUGUAAAUUAGUGGAUUUGAAGGAGAAUGUUUGAAUGGAGAUGGCUAUUUUCACUCCAUAUCCAUCGCUCUGAUCACUCCUGCAGCACAUAUAAACUUGAACAGCAACUGGAGGGCCCCCUAAUGGUAGCAAAAAGGCAGUGUGAAAAUCUGGUUUCAUUGUUGAAACCUUGCAGUACAUUAUUAUCAUCUGUACUGUUUUUGAAUGAAGAUAAACAAAAUUAAUAUCAGAAACAGUAAAAACAUAAUUGACCAGUAGAAGUUCUAAGCAGUGGUUUUAUUCUUAAAAUAUAAACCAGCAUUUUGAUCACUUGGUACUGUAGAUAAAGCUCAGAUUAAACUAAAAACUGAACAGGAUACUGUUAAAUACCACUGCUUAGGGUUAAAAUGGUCUUAUGAAGACAGGUAAAUGAAAGACAUGGGGUGUUUUUUAUUAUUAUACCACAGAAUCUGUUACCGUUUUUUUAUGAAAAGCCAUGUUAUGCUCUUUUUCACCUACGUAAAAAUAAAGUCACCCCAGUGGUAAUGCAAUGAUGGCUGAGAACAGUUAGGUUAUACACUCCUGGAAUAUACCGCUAACUCCUGCUGUUAGCUUUUUUCCCUUAAAAAUGUAAAGACAUUGCUUUUUUCACAUUACGACGCCCUCUGGUUGCUUUACUGAUAACUCCAAAAGCUGGUUUAAGACUAACUUAUAGAUAUUAAAACUUUGCUUCAAUCUGUUUAUGUUAGUUAUCAGUAACAGUUUAUUAGAGCAGAGGGUGAAAGAACUUGGCCAUUUAGUUCAAACGGUGAGGGAAAUGCAAGAAACAUGUUAGUCAGGAGAGAAAUGGUAAGUUUUUGUGAAUGAAGGACCUUGAGAAAUUAUUUGAAUUUAUGAAGGGAAAUUAUAUUUAUAUUUAAGAAUGUUUGGGCAAACACUUUUCACUCCAGAGUGCUUUUAAACUUCGUGUUUAUUUUCCUGAAUUUAUUCUAUUUUAUGGGAUGUUUUGACAGUGUUGUAUAUUAACUUGAAACCAUGUCAUCAGCACUCCUUAAAUGAGCCCUCUGCCCAAGUAUGACAUGUAAAUGAAGAGUAAACUAUACCCUUGAAUAUCUACAGCAAAUAUGUGCAGCUUUAAAUGAUUUGAUAAACAGUAUUUUCUAUUGUAAAUCUGUUUUGUUUAAUGUACAUUUUCUUUUGUGGAAAGUGAGACUGUCUGCUGAAAGAAUAUUUAUAAAGUUAAGUGCAUCCAUGAUUGUGUGUAUAUGUGUAUGUGUGCUGGCCAGUGUUCCUCUACUGUAGUUAUCUACUCUGUGUUGAACAGUUAUAGUAGAGGAACAGUCCCAUAACUCAAACACAAGAGUGUAGAAAAGCUUUGCUACACCUGCUUUGCAAAUACUUGGAAAUGGAAAUUUAGGCAAGGCAGGUUUGUUUGUAAGGUUCCCUUUAGAAGUCCACUGCUGCGCAUAACACAAACAUGGCCUCUAGAGCAAGAAGUGAAUAAAUAAAAUACUAGUAGAUACAUGAAAAGCGCACUUUAAGUCAGGACACAAACUGUUUUAGCAGUAAGAAACUUGUAUUGAGAGGUAAUGACAAAAGCCUUGGUGGAUUGGACAAAAAGCGUCCGAAAUCUUUAAGGGAACCCUGCAUGUAAAGAUUAUUAACAUUUAUGUAUUUUACUUGUGUGGUGUUUAAAGACACAUCAUGGACUUCUGUAUUUUGGAGGACACUUUUAAAAUAGACUCACAUGGGCGCCAGUUUAGCUUGGUUGGUAGAGCAGGGGCUGAUGUAAAAAUGCUCCAGUCCUUGACACGCUGGUCGCAAGAUUUAACUCCAGUCCUGGCCCUGUUUGACGCAUGUCCUCCCCCACUCUCUAAUCCCACAUUUCAUGUCUUUCUUAGGCUAUUCUAUUAGCUAAAGGCAAAAUGCUCAAAAAUGAAUCUUAAAGAUUUGCAUGCAAGCUGCCAUUGUUUUGCAAUGCACUUGUUUUACAGUAACUUAUUCCUUGUUUGCUUUACUAAAACUCUAAAGUUUACAUUAAAGUGAUGCUACAGAUGACACUCCACAAGAAAAAAAAACGUAGAGAUAUAAGGCAUCAAGACAUUUAUUUGUUUUUGAAAAAUUCUACAAAAUGUAGAAAUCUAUCCUGUUUCUUUAUUGGCAUACAUGUACAAGACAUAAAUGUUUGUCCAGCAAAGAAAUAUGUCUCAGAAUGCAGGGUUUCCUUUAAAGAUUUGCCUUUUGAUAGCCCUUUUUACACAUGCAACCCUGACAUCUGAUAACUUAGGGGUUAUGUAUCCAGAAAAUUUCCUGACUUGCACACAGCAAGAAGUUGUCCUGCAGUGUUCCGGUCAGGCAGUGGAGGAUGGGGUUUGGGGCAAGUCUAGGAGACUAAUGGGGAAAAUUCAGGGGGAUAUCUGGUAAAAAGUUCUGCCCUAUUUGUACAGAACCAGUGCAUAUAGGGCAUAAAAACAUCCCUCAGAACAAUUGAUCAAGUAUACAGUAUGUUGUGAUGUGAUUUUGCAGAUGGCCACAUUGGUAAAAGUAAGAUGAGGGUCUUUUGUGAUUAUUUAAAAUGUGUUGUAAAAGCUGGUACAUACAGGACAUCCACAGUCCAUGAAAGUAGCCAAUAACGCCCUUUCAUGAAACACAUCAGCAGCAUGACACGCUAGUUUUAAUGCCAGGCCACUGUGUUAAUUUGUAACUUAAGGAUAUUCUAGCCACAUUGAAGUGCCUGCUCAGUGUUCACUUUCUAUUCAUACCCACCUCAUGAUGCAGACCUCACAGCAGCACUGUCUUUGUACUAAAUGAUGUUACUGUUUUAUUCAGUGUGCAGCUGUGUAGACCAUGUAGCUUAAAGUUGUGAACACACUGUGUGUUGUUUAAUGCCGGGUUAAUUUCGCACAUUUUUAAUUCUUUAUUUAAAAGAAAAAAAUUUAUCCACAGUCAAAUUUGGCUACUGUACCUGUCUGGUUAUUAUUGUUGUUUACUGUAACCAUCCCGUAUGUGGUUUACUUUGAGUCUUGUCUCCAUAAAUAACAUGUUAUGCAGCUUCUUUUAAGUGUGCAUUUAUGUAGUUUUGUGUCCAGUCUUGGUGUAUGUUAUAUAUUUUUGUAGCAUCUUAAUAUUGCCUUAGCAUUUGUACUCAAAAACAACAUGUGCUGCUUCUUAAUUACUCUAUGCUAAUGAAGUGAAGAAUAAAAACUGUUUUA
Molecule: messenger RNA, 5306 nt
Organism: Cheilinus undulatus (humphead wrasse)
Lineage: Eukaryota; Metazoa; Chordata; Actinopteri; Labriformes; Labridae
Gene: me2
Product: malic enzyme 2, NAD(+)-dependent, mitochondrial
Exons: 15
Coding region: 173-1921 (582 amino acids)
Biological process (GO): pyruvate metabolic process; malate metabolic process
Cellular component (GO): mitochondrion
Molecular function (GO): malate dehydrogenase (decarboxylating) (NAD+) activity; NAD binding; malate dehydrogenase (decarboxylating) (NADP+) activity
Source: RefSeq, a predicted model, not a curated record